GGCAAUGCGUUAAGCAGAUGGCAAGUGCUUCAAUGAUUGAAUUUUAAUUUUGGAUGUUUUAACUCUUUUCUGUGAACAGGAUAUUUAAUUUUUGUUGCAUGGAUUAACAAUAAUGACGGAAUAGAUGCAGUUAUGGAGCGAACGUGUGGUCGGUUCAUAAAACACCGUUGGGAGACAAUUUUUGGUAUUUGUUUACUAUGCGCUUCGUACACGGUAUCUCUCGAACUUGCUCAAUGUCGCACCUCCCUGGGAAUGCAGUCAGGGGAAAUCCCAGACUCCGCCAUCACUGCAAGUUCCUCGUAUAACGAUGACAGUGUGGGACCACGCAACGCAAGGAUACGCACAGAGACCAAUGGCGGUGCUUGGUGCCCCAAGCACGUCAUCAAGAGGGACUCGUAUGAAUACCUGCAGAUUGACCUUGGCCGACUGACUGUCAUCACCAUGGUGGAGAUUCAGGGGCGAUUUGGAAAUGGACAGGGUCAAGAGUUUACGGAGGAAUUCCUGUUGGAGUACCAGCGUGAAGACGGCGGGGAGUGGAUGAGGUUUAGAAACAAGCGGGGAGAAGAGCGGUUCGAGGGCAAUGACAACACAUACUCAGCAGAGCUUCGGGAAGUCUCUCCUCCAAUCAUCGGGAAGCGGGUCCGGUUCAUCCCCUACUGUCGCACUCCCCGGACAGUCUGUCUACGGGUGGAGCUCUACGGUUGCCCAUGGAAAGAUGGCAUCGUCACGUAUUCCAUGCGUCAAGGUGACAAGCGCGGGACGGAAGUGGACUUCUUUGAUUUCACCUACGACGGUCUGAUAACGAACAGCUUCCUGCAAAACGGUCUCGGCCAGUUGACAGACGGAGAGGAAGGGGACACAAAUUUCCGCCUCGACCCCCAAGAGCUCGGGAUCAAAGGUUAUGAGUGGGUUGGAUGGAAGAACGACACACUGAUAGAUCCUGGGCCUGUUUCGAUAGUGUUUAAGUUCGACACGGUGCGGAAUUUCUCGUCGGUGACUUUGUUUUGUAAUAACUACUUCACAAAGGAUGUGCGGGUGUUUAAGACGGCGGCGAUAUAUGGAAGUGUUGGGGGAUUGUACUUCUGGCAGAAGGUGGAUAAUUAUCAUUUUAUAAGAGACACUGUGGUGGAGUAUGCGAGGAAAGUGCAGAUAAAGCUUGGAAAUAUGAUUGCCCGUUUUGUGAAAGUGGAUUUGUACUUUGAUGCCAAGUGGAUUUUAAUCAGCGAAGUGCAGUUUGACUCAAGUCCGGUUGCGUUCCCUGGUAACUACAGUGAGGAAUUACCACCCCCAACAACAGUUACUACGGCAACGAGCACUAAACUCAGUAGCAACCGGAUGAAGGAUCCUGAGCUGGAUGUGGAUUUGAGCAAUGGCCCCAGAAUUCAUAUAGGUCAAGACGGCCUUCCAGAUGGUAUAACAGAUUUCGAUGCUAGAAAGGGCUCCGACAAAAAGACGAAAAAUGACGAAAACUACCCACAGCAUAAGCCUGAGGAAAAAAAAUCCUUCGAAGAACAGUACAUCCCUAUAAUCAUUGCAGCUCUGGCCUGUUUGAUUGUUGUGCUCUUUGCCAUCGUGUGUUUCAUCGUGUGUCGCCAUCGACGACGGAAACAGAACAACAACCGUCUUGGCAUGAAACCCGUUGUUGACCACGUGACCAUGAAUAUGAACCAGGUCAACAACACGUUCCACCACACGCUGAGCGGGAAAAUGUCCAACGGGACGAUGUACAAGGGUCUGCCGAAUGAGGAUAUGGACAUGCUGCAUACGUGUAACGGUGCGGACAAAGUUUUAAAGGGUUAUUCUGACCCGAAAGAUUCCAUUCAAGGUCGCAAUUUACCCGACCUCCCCUCCUCUAGUUCUGAAUUGCAAGAUUCUCGUGACUACGCUGUGCCAGACGUCACAAAGUCAGCCCUGAAGGUGGCACUCCCGCCCAUCUACCCGCCCCAAGUCCCCAAGCUCCGGGGCGUGGUUCUUAACCAGCUCGACCUCACCCCACCCAACUAUGAUGCACUGUACGCAGCUGCAGAUGUCGUGCAUCAGCAGAGUCUCAACAUUCCAAAUCUCCAGGGUGCCACUGGAAGCAGCGUGUACUCGAUUCCUAACGCCGAGUUGUUACUCAGCCUCGACCUGUCCGUGGUUGAGUUCCCUCGUGAAAACCUGAGAUUUGUUGAGGUGCUGGGAGAGGGACAGUUUGGGGAGGUUCACCUUUGUGAAGCGGUUGACAUCGAUGACUACAUCCAGGAAGACUGCCAAGUCAACCGGUACCUCAACCGGCCCAUCCUGGUUGCAGUUAAGAUGCUUAGGAAGGAGGCAGACGACAGGGCCAGGGCAGACUUCCAAAAGGAGAUAAAGAUCAUGUCCCAGCUGAAGGACCCCAACAUUGUGCGUGUUCUUGGGGUGUGUAUCAGGGAGGAGCCGCUGUGUAUGAUUGUGGAGUACAUGAAGUAUGGAGACCUCAACCAGUUCCUGCUGGACCACGUACCCGAGUCUCCCAUGGCAGAGGCAACCCACGCAAAGACGUUAAGCUAUGGUUGCCUGAUCUACAUGGCGUCUCAGAUCGCCUCAGGUAUGAAGUACCUGGAGUCUCUGAACAUGGUGCAUCGUGACCUGGCCACCCGCAACUGCCUCGUGGGCACAAACUUCACAAUCAAGAUUUCAGACUUCGGCAUGAGUCGGAGUCUGUACAGCGCUGAUUACUACAGAAUCGAGGGUCGUGCUGUGCUGCCCAUUCGAUGGAUGGCUUGGGAGUCUAUAUUACUGGGCAAGUUUACGACAAGGUCAGACGUCUGGUCUCUAGGAGUAACCCUGUGGGAAAUACUUACCUUUGCACGCGACCAACCGUAUGAUGUCAUGAACGACGAACAAGUGAUUGAGAAUGCGGGGCACUACUACCGCAAUGACAAUAAACAAAUUUACCUACCACAACCUGUGAACUGUCCCAAGGAAAUCUACGACCUCAUGCUCGAGUGUUGGAAUCGAACGGAGUGCGAGAGGCCGAGUUUCCGCGAAAUCCAGAUGUUUCUACAGCGCAAGAACAUGGGCUACAACCCGAAGGAUGAAAAGAUGAACCAGAUAAAGGUCCCAAUUUGCUGACUAACCGCCCACAAGGAGUCGGGAGAGGGUUCAAUCUCCAAGCCGAGUAAUUUUCAAUCAGAAUGCGGUCGAAAAAAUGUUGCUCCAUUACGUUCAAGUUUUGUUGAACAAGAUUGCAGUAGAAAAUUGAAAAUUGCAGUUGUUGCUCCAUUGCGCACAAGUCGCGACUCGAUUUCUUGUUUCAUUGGUCAGCCAUUUUCGGAGCUUCCUAAUUUUAAUGAAGCUGAUUUGGAUCCAAGGACUGUAACAAUGAUGAACUGCGAUCACAAACUAUUUGAAUACAGCGAUGAGGAUGUUUCUGAAACGGAGAACAAGGACGUUGUGGACGUUCUGCUACGCAAUUCACUUUCAGAAAAUCCAAAAGUUUCGUUAAAAGGGAAGACAGCUGUUAGAAAGGGUGAUAGUGAAGCAGAGUCUGCUGUCAAACCAGCCUGGACUGGAAUAAUCUCUAAACCAUGUCCUGUGGUAGUCUCUAAACCAACUGUGCAAAAGGGAACAAACUAUAUUCCGGCUUGAAACUCAGAUAUUAAUUUAAUCUGACAAUUCCCUCACAAGUUGUACCGGUGUAUACCGGUACUCAAAAUGUCUGCAGUUUUUCAUGAUUAAAAGGCAGAUUUCUCACAAAGAACUUGUUGUGCAUACCAGAGUCUAGUGAAAAAUGGGUUUGUCAUUUUCUGCAAGAUAAAGUUGCAAAUGUCUUACAACAGAUUACAUGUUUGCAUUUGUAAUUAAAUAAAUGCUUUCCUGUAAACUUUGGUUACAAGAUUGCAGUCAGGAACGUAAGACAUGUGCACACUAGUGUGGUCUAAUUGACAAAGGAAUGUGAAAAGUAUUACUGUAAGGAAAACAUUGUAUUAAUGAGGAUCGUUACAUCCAGUUAAACAUUGGGACAGAUCCUCCCAAUGGUACGGGGUGUGUGCAUGUCUGCACAUAAUUACAGAGAACACUUCAGUGUGCAGAAAGCUGCGUACAUUUGCAGGCUUUGUAUUUUAUGCCGAUUUUUUUUUUGUAGACACAAGAUGGCACUUUGGAUUCCAGCCAAGGAUAAAAGUUUUGUUUCUUCUUGAAAUUUGAGCAUGAAAGUGUCACAUAUAUCUGCUAAAUAUUUCUUGUCAGAUACAGUAAUUCAAAGUUCAUAUGAAUUCUGACAUAUUUGUUAUUUUCAUCAUGUGUUCAGACAUAGAAAUCGGAUUUGAGAUUUAACUAGACUGAUCACUGUUCAGCUAUGUUGAUUGUUUGUGUGAAAUAUUUCCUUUUGACGACAGAUUCUUUCUAGAUGUUUUCUGAAGAAAAAAAACAAACAGAUUGGUUCCUUGCAUUUAAAGCGAUGUCUGGACAUGACAUUGAGCUUGCAUUGCUUGUCAUUUGUAGUAUAAUCAUUUUGAAUCAUAAUUCAGCCCAUUAAUGUUUUGAAAUCAUUUUCUCAUGUUGCAUAAAAGAUUUGACGUUAUUUCAAGCAACCAGGCUUUUAUAAAGGUGUCUUGAAGCCAACUUUGAUGUAUUCUGACACACAGUUUGUCAUUCAAAUUGUCCAUGUUGAUGUUGUAAUGAGAUUUCAAGUCAUGCUUUAAUUAUGUUCUUCUUAAAUAAAGAUUUAUAAAACCUCACAUUAAAAUUAAUGUACUCAUUUAGGCUGGUGUUUAUGAAGGCUUACAGAAUAGAGAAAAUCUCAGUAUGAUAUUUAAGUUCAGUGGUUUGUUUGGUUUACAGUCAUAACUUUAAAGUACCCAAUAACAAUUAUUGAAAUAAUUUACACAGGUGUGAUAUUUAUAGUGUCCUAUAUUAAUUUUGUCUAACAUUAGAUUGAUUGAUUUAUUAAUGUCAGAAUUGCAGUUUAUUUAUAAAAUUUAUUAUUGGCACCAAUCAUGAUACUGUUCAUAUGAAUUAUUGACAUUGUCAUCAGUUUAACAAUUGAAUGAUUUAAGUAAAUGAAAAAAAAAUUCAGAUGUUCAUGAAUUAUUUAACAUGGUUGUUGUACACAACCAAAUUACAUUAUAUAUAUGUUUUGUAUAUAUUGAUGUGAAAUUGUACAAAUGUAUAUAGUCAUAGUGUUGUUCUAUUGAUAACAGAAUUAAAUUGCUUCUUGUAUGUGCCACCUUCCAGCAUUUAUGAUUUGAAAUAUAAUUUAAUGUAUACAAAAAUACAUGCAUUUCUCCACUUUAAUGAACUAUCUCUUUAAAUAACUGUUUGGUUAGGAAGGACAACAUAGUCACUUCUUUUUGUUAAUGUAAAUUAAUCUUCAUUAUACCAGAAAGUAGCUUGUCUAAUUUUAAGAGUUUAAUUCAUAUGAAAAAUUUAAAUUCAAUACUGAAAGAGUAAUUGAUUGCACAAAUUUAAGUCAAAGAUUGGGAUAUGGAAAGAUCCAGUCAUUGUCUCAAUACAAUAUAGUUUUCCUCUUUGACAUUCUUAUAAUUUUCAAUGUUUCAAGUUUGCAGGUGAUUAGAUGCAUACAGCCUAUAUCUCCACAAAAGGCAGGAAGAAUGUAUUUAUUAAAAUAGUUAACUGUUUUAACUGCUUGCCAAUGGUUCGGUGUAAUUAAUAUAAUUUUGCACUAAAGUUUACUCACAAUUUAAUAUGAAAUUUAGUAACAUUAGUGGGAAUAAAACUUGGAGUCAAUGAUGUGACUAAUUCAUUUACUUUUUUUUAUCAAAAUGUUCAUAUACUUUGUGUCGUAUUAAUUUGUGAUUGUACAUUGUAUUGACAUUUUCUAGUCAUUUUGGUUUCAAUGAAAGGAAUUUUUAGCUCGCAUUUUACUGAAUAGCUUUUGUUUUAUCUACAAAUUGUGAACAAUAUUUUAUAGUAACUGUGUUGCUGUUCUUGCUGUAGGAAUUUAUGAGAUUAGUUGAAAAAACAACAUUGUAAUAUUAUGCAUAUAAGGUGCAUAUAUUUACAUAAUUAUUAAAACAUAUGUUUGCUACAAUAACAUGUGAAAGACGUAUGUGUUAGUUAAAAAGAAAAAUGGUAAUUUAGUCACUUCUUUGUCACAAGGGAAGUAAUUCUUUAAUGUAUGAUUAAACUACAUGGUUGUCUCCCAUGGAUUGUAAAAAAAAGAAUCACAUUUUUUGCGUUUUGCUCAUUUUCUGCACAAUUGUAUUUGUUAACAAUGUUGUGUCAAUCCUUUUGUGUACAUUUUGUAGUCAUUGUUUCUCUCAAGUCUAUUUUAACCAAUGGCAUUGAAUAACUUCAAAACUUUAUAAACAUAACUUGAUAACUAGACACAAAAUGCAAGUCUUUGUAAAGACAUAAAGACUAUAACUUUACUGGUCAAAGAUUCAUGAACCAUCUUAGCCCUUUCCCACUUUGAAGCAACUUCACAAUGGCUAUGUGCAAACAGCAUAAAACCAGAACAACCUGGUAACUCACAGUCUGUUCAGGUUGUAUGCUUUUUUGCUGUUGUUCAGUAUCUAAGGUUUUGAGAUGAAGCCUUAAAAACUUGAAUCUGGUUAGAAAGGUCUUAAAUUAGAUAUAUAAAUAUUUUAGGGACUUCAAAUGCACAAAAAUACGUAUCUAAGUGUUAGAGGUUUAAUUCAGUUAUUUAAUGUGUCCAGAAUCUCAUAAAAAUACAAGUGUACAUAUAUUGUUUCAGUAUUUGUCUACUAAAUAUACGCACUUGAAUUAAGUGUAUAUGUAUUUUCAAACACAUUUUAUAUGUUUUAGCUUAUCAUUUCAAAUGCAUAUAUAUGAUAAAUCUUUCUUAACAGACAUAAUGUACAUCAAACUUAGUGCUGGCUCUGUAAACAUAUUUCCUAUGUUCGUCCGUCUGUAUGUGUUCAGUGUUUGCCCUCCUAUUGUGUAUGAAUCUGCGGGUGACCCAGCCCAGAUUUCCACGUCUUGA
Molecule: messenger RNA, 6928 nt
Organism: Dreissena polymorpha
Lineage: Eukaryota; Metazoa; Mollusca; Bivalvia; Myida; Dreissenidae
Product: discoidin domain-containing receptor 2-like
Exons: 15
Coding region: 133-3093 (986 amino acids)
Biological process (GO): protein phosphorylation; multicellular organism development; cell surface receptor protein tyrosine kinase signaling pathway
Cellular component (GO): signaling receptor complex
Molecular function (GO): protein tyrosine kinase collagen receptor activity; collagen binding; ATP binding
Source: RefSeq, a predicted model, not a curated record